UGUUGUUUUAAUGGUUUCAGGUUAUUCCGCGGUCUCGUCAAUGAAUUUUCUUUUGUGCUAGUAAAACCGAAUCUCGCAAAAUUCAGUUGCUGUUCGAAAAGCGAAUGUUCCUUCUGUGAUUCUGUAUAAUUCAGCUUUAACAAGACAGCUUUCACGGGUGAUUUUCCGAAAGCGUUGCGGAGUGAUUGGCUCCUUCGAACCCUAGUGUUCGAGGAUUUCUCGUGGACAUUAUUGGUGUUUUGUACGAAAGUGGUGGAGAAGGGGGGGGAUUAAUCCGUGAAUCUGUUGAAGCUAUUCAGCGCAUUCGAUCUUCAGGAGAACAGUACCUGUGAAAUUUGUGAGCAACGAAACCCAGACGUCGAGGAUUGGAAUCGUGAAGAAGCUACAGCCUCGUUUCGACCUGUGCGUGGACGACAUCAUCACGCUGUGUCCAGCAGUAGUUGCCGCCCUCAUUGAAGGUCAUCUGAGGCCUCAUUUGGUCAUCCAUCCUGACGCCCUUGCCGAGUUUGAUGGGAUCAACACCCGGGAACCCAA
Notodromas monacha is the source of this 534-nucleotide messenger RNA. NCBI's taxonomy places the organism in Eukaryota, Metazoa, Arthropoda, Ostracoda, Podocopida, Cyprididae. The record is from the annotation of a GenBank genome assembly.